Messenger RNA from Zeugodacus cucurbitae (melon fly), 1339 nucleotides. It is a transcript of the gene CtsB, whose product is annotated as cathepsin B. Gene Ontology annotation, cellular component: lysosome. Gene Ontology annotation, biological process: regulation of catalytic activity. The coding region runs from base 190 to 1221 and encodes 343 amino acids. Gene Ontology annotation, molecular function: cysteine-type endopeptidase activity. The record is from RefSeq and is a predicted model, not a curated record. The transcript is spliced from 5 exons. Lineage: Eukaryota; Metazoa; Arthropoda; Insecta; Diptera; Tephritidae.
AGCUUUCCAAACUGUCGUUUUGUAAUAAAAGAUACAAUCCUAUACAACCUUGCAACAUUAGAUUUUAUAUUUGAUUGUCGGAAUCGGUAACUAGAAAUUAUCACUUUGUUUUGCGAUUUUGAGCAGUUAAUAUAAUACCAUAGUGAUAAUAAUACUAUUCAUCAUUUCAAACUUACUUCUGCAGCAAAAAUGAAAGUUAUUUUCGUUAGUUUUCUUUUAUUGGCUGUUGUGAUCAUAGUAUCUGGAGAAAAAGAUGCCACUGUUCCCCAUUUUUUAUCAAAUGAAUUCAUUGAAUUGGUGCGCAAUAAAGCCAAAACAUGGACGCCGGGAAGGAAUUUUCACGAAUCUAUUGGUGAGAAAUAUAUACGUGGUUUAAUGGGAGUACACCCCGAUUCGCAUAAAUUCGCACUGCCCCAAUUAAUAAAGGAAUCUGAAGAGAGCGAAAUUGAAUUACCAGAGGAAUUUGAUUCGAGAAAGCAAUGGUCUCAAUGUCCAACAAUUUCGGAGAUACGAGAUCAAGGUUCUUGCGGAUCGUGUUGGGCGUUUGGAGCUGUGGAAGCAAUGUCCGAUAGGUUUUGCAUUCAUUCCAAUGGAACCCAAAAUUUUCACUUUUCCGCUGACGACUUAGUGUCAUGUUGUCACACCUGUGGAUUCGGAUGCAACGGAGGAUUUCCAGGAGCUGCUUGGAGCUAUUGGACCCGAAAGGGAAUUGUUAGUGGUGGUGCUUUUGGAUCGAAUCAGGGUUGUCGUCCAUAUGAAAUUGCACCAUGUGAACAUCAUGUAAAUGGAACGCGUCCAGCCUGUGACGGUGAGCAUGGAAAGACACCCCGUUGCCAACAUAAAUGUCAAUCAAGUUAUAAAGGUGAUUACGUUAAAGAUAAGCAUUACGGAGCUAAAUCGUAUUCUAUCGGACGCAAUCCGCGAGAUAUACAAGAAGAAAUUUAUACGAAUGGCCCAGUUGAGGGAGCCUUCACGGUUUAUGAAGAUUUAAUAUUGUACAAAGACGGAGUUUAUCAACAUGUAGUUGGAAAGGCCCUUGGAGGUCACGCUAUUCGUAUUUUAGGAUGGGGAGUAGAGAAGGGUACACCAUACUGGUUGAUAGCCAAUUCAUGGAACACAGAUUGGGGAAAUAAUGGAUACUUUAAGAUAUUGCGUGGUGAAGAUCACUGUGGAAUCGAAAGCGCGAUAUCUGCAGGUAUUCCAAGGAUUGAUAAUAACUAAAUAUCUUAAGUAAUAUAUAGAAAAAUAUUAAAAAUAUCUUAAGAUCCUCCCAUAUGUUUAUGUGAAAUAAUUAAAAAUAAACAACAAUAUACAUAUAUAUACAUACUCAAAUAUUAAA